Molecule: messenger RNA, 1610 nt
Organism: Sebastes umbrosus (honeycomb rockfish)
Lineage: Eukaryota; Metazoa; Chordata; Actinopteri; Perciformes; Sebastidae
Exons: 2
Coding region: 58-978 (306 amino acids)
Source: RefSeq, a predicted model, not a curated record
UCUAUUAUUUUCUGAUCACUAGUUUUGUUUUUAGUAUUUACCGUGGCAUUAUUCAACAUGAUUGGUGAAGCAGUUAACUCAAGUCUUCUUUGUGAGCGAUCUCUCCUCUCUGUGUUAUUAUCCCUCCACCGCAACUCAACAAGGAAAUGCUGUCUAUUGAAACAGAUGAUGAAGAUGUCAGGAAGAGUCACCAGUUGCUGUGUAGCUCUGUUCUUUGUGCUGAACUCUGUGUCGGCUGUACAGAUUAAUCUCAAUUCAAUCAGCAACUUGAAGCAAAUAUACUUCGGCCAAUCUGUGCCCAAGCACAGUCUACUGCUGCUCCACUGGUUUGCCAACACAGUUGAAAUCGACGACAAUAACAUCAUAUGGCUGACCUUUGACCCAAACAGUGGAGAUUAUGGUUCCCAUCAGUAUCACAACUUCGAGGAGCUGUUGGAACCACUUCCGUGGGGAAAUGAAUACCGAUACUACACUGUUGGCAAUCUCUAUCAAGAAACGUCCAUGCCAUUUCCUCCUUAUGUUGUCCGUCCCCGAAGGGAGUAUGUGGGAACAAACAGUGACAGGAUCAUAAUUCGUAUCAGGGGACAAAACACAAGAUGGCAGAGGAUAGACCAAGUUUAUAUCACACAGCAUAUUGAACAUCUGGGGGAAUAUGAUCCAGAUCAUACCUACAGGAUCACUACUAACCUCCUGAGAGAGAUCAGAGAGUUUUCUGUAGGAGAAAACCAACAGCCACUAAGGUAUCUCAGAAACCUCUAUGGAAGUAACGCUGAUGAGUUCCGCAUCAGAAACACAUGGGGUGACCUUGCUUGCCUUGGACUGCUGUUGUUUAUUGUGAUCCAGGAAAAGUACACCGUUCAACAACAAUGCAUACGAGUAAACAGAGAAGAUGAUGAUUUUUAUCGUUUGAUAAUCUGCAUUCUUUUUGUACUUGUGAUAUUAGGUUUACUUGCAUUUUUUAAUAGAUUGGGGAAGUAAAUGUCAAAAAAUGAGGGAGAGUAAUGGAUGUUGUCUAAACCAAGGUGUGAUUGUGCUUUUCAAGGACGAUUAGAACCAUGAAGCCAGCAGGACUAAUAAGUUGACUGGGAACAAAUAAAUCAGAUACUUACAACACCUCAGUACCUUUAAACAACAGCCAGGGUUGUUCUGUUUUAUGCUUUGCUUUGCCUCCACAUGUUUAAUCUUAUUGUGUACUAUAUUAUCUUUUUUGUAAAUGGUCCUCAGUUAAGAUUGAGAUAUAGGCUCGGUAUGACAUGCUUGUGAUAAAAGGCCAAGUUCUUUAAAUCACCCAUCUCAAACCGUGUGCUAUGAAGGGCAGAGAGUCUUCAGUAUAUUUGGACAUUUAUAGCUCUAUUUACUUAAUUGCAGUUUAUUUAUAACAGCAGGAAUUCGCCUUCAUUAUAAAUAUAACUGAGCAAAAUCUAUUUUAUUGACUGAUAAUUCAUCCUGUGUCUGAUGGAGAUGAAGAGAAUGUAAAUUGCACUGAUGGAUAAAUAAAACAGAUAAAUGAAUGAAACUAGCUUAAAAAACCGGAGUGUAUUUCAUUUAUGUUUUUUUUAUUCUUUCUGUUGUUUUGGAAAUUGUGUUUAAUAAACAUGAAUUUAUAAGUC